UGUUCUAAUCUCGUAAAUUAAUUUACAAUAAAAAGAGCGAGUAAUAUGACAUAAAAAGUGAGAGAAAGAUUUUAUCGUACUUUUCAGAUAUCGUUUAGAACAUUUGUUGAAGGAAAACAAUACUGAAAAAAUUUCUUCGAAUCAUCAAUCUAAAGAAUGUACUCGCAAUGUCAUAUGUUUUAUUAAUGCUCACAAAAGAGCUGUGGAGUUAGUAUAAAAGAAAAAAAAAUAUUCUCAAAUAAACAAAAUAUGUGUAAACAAAUAAUUAUAAUUUUGCUCUUGUAAUUUUUAAGAUUCGCUGAUCUAAUGGAAUCAUAUUUUUCAUUGCCAUCAUUAUUAAUAACAGGAAUGAAUAUAAUUUGCUUGAGUGUCUCUCUUUUGCGUGUGGCAGCAUUGUUGGGAAAAUCAGUAGAAGUAUUCAAGUUUAUUGCAUUUACAGGAGCCCAACUUUUUCAUAUGUAUUGCAUUAGUUUUGUCGGACAAAGAUUAAUAGAUCAUAGUAGUGACAUUAGUUUUAAAGCAUAUAGUGGAUUAUGGUACGAUGCACCAAUGGCAGUACGUAAAAUGUUAUUGUUAGUUAUUCGAAGGAGCCUCAAACCUUCUCAUCUAACAGCAGGGAAAAUAUUCAUAUUCUGUUUAGAAAGUUUCUCAAUGGUCGUGCAGACAUCCACGUCAUACUUUAUGGUCCUUUCGUCGAUGCAAUAAGCGUGAUUAGGAUUCCUGAAGUUUAAAAUUUAUUACAUAAAUUUUAUAUAUAUAUAUAUAUAUAUGUAUAUGUAUAUAUAUAUAUAUAAAAACUGUGACGUGACAUGACGUAAAAAUGGUUGGAUUCGAAAAUGCAAUUUACAUAUUUGGUAAAAAGGUUUUAUAGAUGAUAUACAUAUAAGGUAUAAGAUCGAUAUAAAGGUAUGUUACUACAUGAUAGAAUUACUUAAAUAACUAUUGGACAUAGCACAAGGUCGACCGAUAAAGUUUCUGUGUUUUAUUAUUAUUAUUAUUAUUAUUAUUAUUAUUAUUAUUAUUAUUAUUAUUAUAUUUUUUUUUUGUUAUUUUUAAUGCUUUUUAUAUAUGAAUUCAAAAAACGCUUAUGCGAGUCUUCAUUUUCCGUGAGAGUAGGCUUAUACUACACAAACAAUGAAAUGUUGUUUUCAUUGACGAGAAAAUAUAAUUCUUACACAAGCUGUGCAGCAAUCGAGAUACAGAGAUCUAAGUUAUAUUAAUAUAUGAUAUAAUAUGGUAUUAUGAGGAAAAGAGUAUAAUGGCAUAGAAAAAUAAUAAAGUAAAAUUCAUUCAUUCUGACUAAAUCGAGUCGAUUUUUCAGCAUUACAGAGAUUUUUAAUAUGGAUGGUUCCGUGCGAAGAAUAGAAAAGAUUCAAUUACUUAUAAUAUGGACGACACAAGUAUAGUUUCUUUUCAUUUGAAAAAAUUAUUUUCUUAAUUUGAUAUCGUCGAGUGUAAAAUUCCUUAAGUCUCUAAAAAUAUAAAUAGGACAAAAAGUAUGAAUCUCGUAUUGAUAGAGAAAAAUAUAUAUACCAUCACUUUUACUAAACAUUGGAUAGUAAAUUUAAAUAGCGCGUAAAUAUGUGUGUGCAUGUGUGUUUAUAUGUAAAUGCAUCGUCAAUUUAAACAUAAUUACUAGACCGUUAUUUUUUAAUUUUAAUUACGAAAUAUUUUCUUUUGGCACCUCGUUGGACUUUAAUAUUUUUUUUUUGUCUUUUUUUCUUUUCUUUUUGGAAAAAAUUAGAAUAAAAUACUGUGCCCUAAGUAAUUUCUGAGAUAUAAUUAUUAAUGUUCUAUUAUUAUUAUUAUUAUUAUUAUUAUUAUUAUUUAUUUAUUUUUUUAAUUAUAAGCACUCAUUAGUUCGACGAUACGAAAGUAUACAUACGUACGUACGUAUGUAUGUAUUUAUGUAUGUAUGUAUGUAUGUAUGCAUGUAUGUAUGUAUGUAUGUAUGUAUUCGACAAUAGCUGUGAUAAUAUUGCAAUUCACUCAGGGCUAUAAUAAAUUAGAAUUUAUCAAAUGUUACUAUAGCACCAUAAUAUCGUUUACAUAUAUGUAGAGCAAACAACUCACGACUCACAUCAAUAUGAAAAAUUCUUGUAUAUCAAAAGAGUCUAUUCAAAUACAUUGUAUCUAUUGAUAUAUUAUGAUAUCUAAGAAAAUGUCGCGCGAGAUAUUUUCGAUUUUCUGAUACAUUGAAAAAUAAAUCAAUUGCUACGAGAUACAAAGUGUAUAAAAAUUACGAUUUUACCACGUUUUAGAGAUGUACAAGAAAAAAAAAACUGUAAUUAGCUGAUAUCAAAUCAUUCCAUUGUUUUUUCUCUUUUUCUCUAUCUUUCAUGUUCCUUUUUAUUGUUGUUCAUUGUUGUUAUUGUUUAUGAUUAAGUUACUAAAUAUUAUCAUUUAAUACUUGAUACGUAUAUCUUCCUUAACUAUUUAUUUUUUUCUUAAAACGUAUUUCGUAUGUGUGCGUACGCUUACGAAGUUGCAAAAACGUGCAAAAAUUUACGACAACUCCAUGACGAAAACUUACUUUCUUUCUUUCUUUCUUUCUUUCUUUCUUUCUUUUUCUUUUUCUCCUCUUUUUUUCCUUUUUUUUUCUUUUUUUUUUUUUAACAUUCUCUGUGAUAAUUAUAAAUUUCUCAUUUUAAUUUUCUCUAAUUAAAAAUGUUAUAUUGCAUUUUUCUAGAAAAAUCAUUGUUAAUACCAAUAUCAUUGUGUGUAUUGGCUAAAAUAUUAAUUAAUAUUUGUUUUGCAGGGUUUAAUAAUAAUAAUAAUUAUUAU
Vespa crabro (European hornet) is the source of this 2784-nucleotide messenger RNA. Its product is annotated as putative odorant receptor 85d. Bases 307 to 705 code for a protein of 132 amino acids. Gene Ontology annotation, molecular function: odorant binding; olfactory receptor activity. The record is from RefSeq and is a predicted model, not a curated record. The transcript has 4 exons. Gene Ontology annotation, biological process: sensory perception of smell; detection of chemical stimulus involved in sensory perception of smell. NCBI's taxonomy places the organism in Eukaryota, Metazoa, Arthropoda, Insecta, Hymenoptera, Vespidae. Gene Ontology annotation, cellular component: plasma membrane.